This is a messenger RNA of Gadus morhua (Atlantic cod), 5088 nucleotides long. RefSeq names its product drebrin 1 (gene dbn1). Lineage: Eukaryota; Metazoa; Chordata; Actinopteri; Gadiformes; Gadidae. The record is from RefSeq and is a predicted model, not a curated record. Gene Ontology annotation, cellular component: actin filament; site of polarized growth; dendrite. Gene Ontology annotation, biological process: postsynaptic actin cytoskeleton organization; neuron projection morphogenesis; regulation of actin filament polymerization. Gene Ontology annotation, molecular function: actin filament binding.
GGCGUUGUACUCAUACGACGGCGACAGCGAUGACCUCACAGUGGCCUCCUCAGGGGGCGGGGGUCUCCUGACCAUCGCCGGGGCGUUCGAGAGCUCCCGGGUCAUGUACGGGUUCUGCAGCAUGAAGGACGCGACCGCAGCCCUGCCGCGCUACGUCCUCAUCAACUGGGUAGGGGAGGAUGUUCCAGAUGCCAGGAAGUGUGCCUGUGCGAUUCACGUGGCCACCGUCGCUGAGUUCUUCCAGGGAGUCAACGUCAUCGUCAACGCCAGCAACAUGGAGGACAUCGAGCCGUCCGCUAUUGGCCAGCGGCUGACCAAUGGGACGACGGCAGUGGCCAGCCCAGUCCUCAACCGCCUCCGGACCAAAGAGGGGGAGAACGGGGAGAACGUGGGUACCGUCUACACGAAGACAAACGCAGAGAUAGAGAUGAAGAAGAUCAACAGAGAGGAGUUCUGGGAGAAAGCCAAGCGGGAGGAGGAGCUAAGGAAGGAGGAGGACAGGAAAAGGGUAGCGGAGGAGCGUCAGCGGUUUGAGGAGGAGCGGAUGGAGCUGGAGAAGAAGGAGCAGGAGGAGCGAGAGAGGCGGUACAGGGAGAGAGAGCGGGAGAUCGAGGAGCAAAGAAAGAAGACGCAGGAAGAGGAGGAGGCCAAGGAGAGAUUACGGAGCCAGCCAACCAUGCCUGCAGAGCUGAGCACUGAGGAGCUGCAGGAACGAAAGGAAUCUGAGGUAGAGGAGGCGAAGGCGAUCAUCGCCCAGCGGUCUGAUAACCCUCGGGAGUUCUUCAAGAAGAAGGAGAGGGGAGUUCAGAGUGUUGACUCCUCCCCCGCAGCCCGGGUCCGCUCUGGUCGUGUGGACAGUCCGUUCUUCAGACAGCAGCACAGCGUCAGCGAGCCCAGCUCAAGCCCCGCCCCUCGGGGCCCCUCCCCCCUACGCAUACCGACGUUCACCGUGAGCGCGGACCGCGGCGUGACCCCCACCCCCAAGAUGGUGACCACCCCCGAGCCCAGCCCAGCCGAGGACGCCUCGAAGCCGGAGCAGCCAGCUUCAGAGGCCACGCCCCCCAAGUCUGACGCCACGCCCCCAAGACCGGUCCAGAGCGUGGCCCCCCAGGCCCGGGACCCUGACCCCGCCCCCUGGGGCUCUGCGACGGACAGCCUGGUGGACGUAUGGGACGCCGCCCCCGCUGCCGCUGCCCCCGCCGCCGCCCCCGCCCCCGCCCCCGCCUCCCAGUCCACCAAUCUGGUGGACCUGAUGGGUGACAUCACCACUGAGACUCCGCCCCCGCGCCCACAGCCGCUGCUCAGCUUCGAUGACAUCAUGGACGCGUCGCAUUGCUCCGCCCCCGUCGUGGAGGACGAGCCCAGCAGCCUGGUGGACGUGGCGGGGAUUGAUCACAUGACCCUCAGCUACCAGCAUGCACUGCAGCACGCGGCGGGGGAGGGGCCUGAGGGGGAGGACGGAAAGCGGCUGUUGACCAAUGGGGAGACAGCGCUUAAGGAGGGAACCCAGGCGAGUGAGGGCUACUUCAGCCAAUCACAGGAAGACGAAUUCGGCCAAUCGGAGGACACCACAGCUAAGCCGACGCCUGUGUUCUAUAACAAGCCACCAGAGAUUGACAUCACCUGCUGGGACAACGAUCCUGUGGAUGAAGAUGACGACUAGCCGACCAAUCAGGGGCUGCUGCCAGACCAGGAAGAGGAACAAGUGCAUCGUUAGGAAACUGUUUUUUUUUUUUUACAAAACACAAAAAGUAAUAAGUCUUGCAUCCUCCUCUGUAUAAUACCCUAGAAAGAAACUAACAUUAGCCCCCUGGAAAGGUUUGGAGUUUCUGUUUAAGGAAAUAUGGGUUUAAGAAAUCUUGAUUUAUUUGAUAAUUUCUGUUUUCUAUUUUUCUGCAUUUGUUAUUUUUAUUUAUUGUUUUGAAUGUGUUGCUGCAGAUAUAUGAGCUGGAAGCUGGGAAUCCUUAUUGAAGUGUGUGAGUGCUACGCUAUGGAGCUAAGCUAGCUAGAGCUACGCUAUGGAGCUGAGCUAUCAAGAGCGAUAGCCAGCUAGAGCUACUGUAUUUAGAUGAACUAGCCCUGGCCAGGGUUAGCCAGAGCCACAGCCAGCUAUAGCUGAGCUUGCUGAAACAUACAGUAGCUUAAGCUAAAACUUAUAUAUGGCUUCCUACAGUAGGUUUAGCUGUAUCUCUGGUUAGCCCAGCCCCAUACAGUAGCUCUCACUUUUUAGAUCUAGCUAGCAGUAGCUCCAGCUAACUGUAGGUCUGGCAAGCUAGCUCUCUGCCUCAACAGCAUUCAUUCUCUAUUAAAUGAGGAUGCUGUUAGCUGCUUCCAUCUGUCUUGUUCAUGUACGCUUUUAUUUUGAAACCCAAUUCCUCUAUUUCCUUUUCCUGUCUGUUGCUACAGAGACAGAAUAGAUACUAGCUGUCGAUCCCCACUCACGCGUUACUAACUCGUUACUACUAACAUGUCAACAUGUUGAGUUACUUUUAAAACAUGUCAGGCGUUAGGGUCAGAAAGAGCGAGGGAGGGAGGGUGAGCAGAGGACUGAAGUGGUGGUCGUGGUGGUAGGGCUUCAAACUAAGACUUCCUUUACAUUCUAUACAUCUUAAACCAGGUCAGUGUAAUGUCCGGUGUUGGGGAACCCCUCUACUGUAGUGGUUUGACGUAACUGGUGGUGUCAGUUGGUAAUUGUGCUACCACGUGACCUUUUGUCUAAACUCCACCCACCUCCACCCGACCGGGGGAUGAAACAAACCAACGCUAGGCCUGUGAGGCUGAAGUGCUGCCUGCAGUGUUCGCUUGAUGCUUCAGCUCCUCCCAGCCCAGCGGGAGGCCUCGUAUGUUUGUCUCGCAUACUUAACGAGUUCAUGCCGAUUUGUUAAAGAAGCACAUCCUGUCACCCCAGGAGGUUCACAGGAAGGAGCAGCGGAGUCUUGUACGCUUCACUUCCUGUCGGGACGAGCGCUCCAACCGAUGGAUCUCUUGUGUUGCUUUGUGGUGUUCUGUGUGAAAUGCAAUAAUACCCAUAUUAAUAAAAAUACAGUAAGAGCACUGAGGCUGGACAGCUGGGAACUCAUAGCUCCGCCUCAUUAUUUGGGCAAUAGGGCUCCCUCAUUGGUGCAGCUGUUGAUAGCUGGAGUGGCCUCGUCUCUGAUUGGUGGAGCUGGAGUGGCUUUGUCUCUGAUUGGUGGAGCUGGAGCUGAGGUUUUUCUUCUUUGGUAGACCAGCGUGUAUCUUAAGGUAUUGAAACAGUCUUUAAAGAAUUUAUUUAAAGAGUGCCUUGAGGAAUUUGUCCUUUCUAGUGUUCAUUCAUGAAAAGGAAUGACUCGUAGAACGAAUAACGACAACUGAAAUCCUAUUCUGCCCGAGCCAAAUCUUCCACCGAAGCUAAAUCAAAUCGUAUGUUGACACGUUCCUCACUAGAUGUCAGCUGCUGUACUAUUUGCCUGUAGUCGUAGUAUUGACAGUAUUCGACUAUAGUUCUACUAGAAUUUGACUAUUAGUACAACUAUUAUUUGACUAUAGUCCUACUAGUAUCCCACUAUACUUCUGCUUCGGUACUGACCCGUUGAAACCAUCCUGAUCAGUUUCUGAUCAGCAUUCCAAUAAAUCUCCAAGGGCUGAUUGAUCCUCCACUCCUAGGGUUCUGAACGAUGGUUUCAACGGGAUCGACCUCCGAGAUCAGCAGGUCCCACAAGGCCACCUCCGGUCUUUACACACUCCUUUAAUUUCCUCUUCUUAGCGACAGUACUGUUAGUAUCUCAUACAGUAGCGACGUAGCAUUGCAGCUAACGCCUUGUAGCACUUUUCCCUUCUGUGAGGUCUAGAGUUCGGAGACGGUGGCGCAGCUCCUGCCAAUAAGGGACGCUGCGUCGCGUCAGCGAGGGCUCGUCAUGUGGUCGUUAUCGUAGGCUUCAUCUAGGUCCUCCCCAGGUUGUGGUGAAGGUGUGUUUACCCGGUGUGGACGGUUAGUUCCCGCCUUUUCCUCUGGCUGGCUGUUUAGAGUAAAGUGCAGAACCAGAGCUGAACGAAGAACAACGACAGCAGGCUGGGUUCUCUAUCCCCACAGGACCCCCCCAGGACCAAGGUCCCGAGCUGGUCUGCACCCUGUUGUCUCAGACCCAUCCUAUUACUGACCCCUGACCCUUGACCCCAGGCAGGCAGCGGGCACAAGGCUUCGCCCGCGCUCCGGAACUCACCCCUCUGGAGAUCCAGAUGUUCUGAUUGGAUCAGACUCACCUGGGCCACGAAAGCAAUAACCCCCCCCUAAAAAGAAUCAAUAACAACGCGAAUAGAAUCCAAUGAAAAAUGUAAAUAGCUUUGAUGGGCUGCUUUAUUAACCGUUGUAAAUGUAAGUAUUAUUCUUAUUAUCUUAUGAUUCCUACUACCUGGAACACGGCAGAGGGGACCGAAAGGUUUGGUCAUUUGUUUUGGGGACAAGUCUAGAGGGAACACCUAGUGUGUGCUUCCUGCUAGACUUCCUGCUGCUCUGUGUUCGUCCAGUCAUCUCCUCGUAAUCUACUGUACAAAGUCUAGAAGUAGGGAUAUAAUGGAACCUAUAUUUUAAUAUUUAAUCUGCUAGCUAGACCAGAGGCUGGGUGCUUAGCCUACGGCAAUAGGCCUCCUCCGUGGUAACCAACGGCUACCUGGUUGCUAUGGGAGAUUAUGUCUGAGACCCCCCCCCCCCCCCUUCCUCCACCAUCUGCCACCUGUUAAACACACACACAAACACACACACACACACACACACACACGACUGCAUUACCAACAAACCUCAUUUAUAGUCGCCUUGUGUGAACUCAGACCCUCACACAUGCGACUUUAAAUGAGCAUAACAGUACUACACCUACUACUACCACUACUACCACUUCUACUACUACUAGAACAACAACAGAGCUCCAUACCUCUACUCCUCGCUAUUUAUGCUCUCUCUCUCUCUCUCUCUCUUACGCGUCGUGCUCUUUUCUAUCAGUCUUUUCUAAUGACUUCCUUUCUGUCUGUCUGCUGCCCGCUCUCUUUCAAACAAGCACACGAUGUUUUGACUCGCUGAUGUACGUUAAUAAAAGACGUUAGAAAAAAAAUAAA